Molecule: messenger RNA, 7129 nt
Organism: Callithrix jacchus (white-tufted-ear marmoset)
Lineage: Eukaryota; Metazoa; Chordata; Mammalia; Primates; Cebidae
Source: RefSeq, a predicted model, not a curated record
CCCAAUGUACGCCCCCGGCGAUCUCGCCCCCCGGGGUGCAAGCCACCCCCGCGAACUGCCGUAGCAGCCGUGAGCCUUGGCGUCCCGGCCCGCCCGCUCUCGCCCUCAGCUCGAGCGCCACUCUUCCGGCGUGCUCUGAUGGACAGACCCCCCCUUUCGGAUCCGAGUUUCUGCCUCUGUCCCCCAGUUUUCCCUUGUCUCCAACUCCCGUGCUCUUUGAUCCUGCCUCUCUGCUGGUUCCUGGCUGUCGACGCUCGCGCCGGCCUAGGCUCGGGCAGAAUCCCGAGCGACCCAGGUUGGGGUGGGGCUGCCAGUGAAGGUGCGGCGAUGCCCGCGAGGGCUCCUCUGGGGGCCGCUCGGAAGCGCCGUCUCUCUGCUGCGGUGCCUAGCGAGCUAGCCACCCAGGAAAACACCAUGAAAGAUACCGAUAUCAAAAGACUACUGUAUACCCAUCUUUUAUGCAUAUUUUCAAUUAUCCUAAGUGUCUUCAUUCCAUCACUGUGCUUGGAGAACUUCUCAUUAUUGGAAACACACUUGACAUGGUUGUGCACCUGUUCUGGUUUUGUAACUGCUGUCAAUCUAGUACUAUAUUUAGUAGUGAAACCAAAUGCAUCCUCUAAAAGAAGUUCAUUAUCACACAAGCUCUCUGAUAUCAAUCAACAUUUAACGGCAGGUCCAUACAUUACCAUGGUAACCAGAUUUUUGAAGUGCUGUAUCUACUUUCUUAUGUCUUGUUUCUCCUUUCAUGUAAUUUUUGUUCUAUAUGGAGCACCACUAAUAGAGUUGGCAUUGGAAACAUUUUUAUUUGCAGUUAUUUUGUCUACUUUUACUACCGUACCUUGCUUAUGUUUGUUAGGACCAAAUCUCAAAGCAUGGCUAAGAGUUUUCAGUAGAAAUGGUUUGAAAUUUUUAAACAGUGAAAUAGAUUGAAAUCUACUUCGGAGAGAUCCAAGAUGGCCAAUCAGCAGCAGCUCAGGAUUGUAGCUCCCAGUGAAAGCGCAGAGAGUGAGUGGAUGCCACACUUCCAGACGAAUUUUUGUUGCCCACGGACCAGGAGAUUCCCAGCGGAGGACCCCACGGGUCACCAGUGCAACUCUUGUGGCCGGUGCGGCUGUUCUCAGUACGGAGUAUAUGGGACUGGGUGCCCCUUUAGUUGGUGUUUGGGGCUCCAUUCAGCUGAUUGAAAUCACCCAUUCAGCUGAUUGAAACAGGGACUGAAGUGGGGAGCCAGACCGGGAGAUCCUGGGCAGGAAAGUGCCACGAAUCUCAACGCUGCUGUUUCAGCCGGUGCAAUGGGUUGCUGCAGGGGAAAUUACACAGAUUCCGGCGGCUUUACAGCGGGCAACUGGAACACCUGGGAGAGAGUCGAUUGUUCUACUUAAAAAAAAAAAAAAAAAAAAGAAGAGGCUCUGAGACAGGGAGCCAGGUGAUUGAGCUCGGCUGGUUCCACCCCCACAAAAAGCAACAGUUGGAAGCGCUGAAGAUUGAGUUUCACAGCAAGCACAGCUGAACCCAGGAAGGUCCAGCUCUGUGGGGAAGGGGCGUCCGCCAAAGGAAAACUAAGAAACAGAAAAAACUUCUUCACCAGCAAGCUGGACAUCCACUCAGAGACCCAAUUUGAAAGUCAGCAAUUACAAAGACUACAAGUGGGUAAAUCCACAAAGAUGGGAAGAAACCAGUGCAAAAAGGCUGAAAAGACCUGAAAUCAGAAUAUCUCUCCUCCUACAGGGGAUUGCAGCUCCUCAUGAGCAGUGGAACAAGGCCUGAUGGAGAAUGAGUGUGAUGAAUUGUCAGAAUCAGGCUUCAGAAGGUGGAUAAUAAGAAACUUCUGUGAGCUAAAAGAACAUGUUCUAACCCAAUGCAAAGAAACUAAGAACCUUGAGAAAAGGUUUGAUGAAAUGCUAACAAGAAUAGACAAUUUAGAGAGGAAUAUAAGUGAAUUAAUAGAGCUGGAAAACACAAUAUGAGAACUUUGCGAAGUAUGCACAAAUUUUAACAGUCGAAUUGAUCAAGCAGAAGAAAGGAUGUUAGAGGUCGAAGACCAACUUAAUGAAAUAAAACGAGAAGACAAGAUUAGAGGGAAAAGGCUAAAAAGGAAUGAGCAAAGUCUCCAAGAAAUGUGGGACUAUGUGAAGAGACCUAAUCUACAUUUGAUAGGUGUACCUGAAUGUGACGAAGAGAAUUAAUUCAAGCUGGAAAAUACUCUUCAGGAUAUUAUUCAGGAAAACUUUCCCAACCUAGCAAGGCAGGACAAUACUCAACUCCAGGUAAUACAGAGAACACCACAAAGAUAUUCCUCAAGAAGAGCAACCCCAAGACACAUAAUCAUUAGUUGAAAUGAAGGGGAAAAUACUAAGGGCAGCCAGAGAAAAAGGUCAGGUUACCCACAAAGGGAAGCCUAUCAGACUCAGAGCAGAUCUCUCAGCAGAAACCCUACAAGCCAGAAGAGAGUGGGGACCAAUAUUCUGCAUCCUUAAAGAAAAGAACUCUCUACCCAGAAUUUUAUAUCCAGCCAUACUAAGCUUCAUAAGUGAAGGAAAAAUAAAAUUUUUUGUGAACAGGCAAGUACUCAGAGAUUUUAUCACCACCGGGCCUGCUUUACAAGAGCUUCUGAAAGAAGCAUUACACAUAGAAAAGAACAACUAGUAUCAGCCAUUCCAAAAACAUACCAAAAGGUAAAGAGCAUCACCGUAAUGAAGAAUUUACAUCAACUAAUGGGCAAAACAGCUAACUGGCAUUAAAUGGCAGUAUUAAACUCAUAUAUAUCAAUAUCAAUCCCAAAUUUAAACGGACUAAAUGCCCCAAUCAAAAGACACAGACAGGCAAAUUGGAUAAAAAGCCAAAACCCAUAGGUAUGCUGCAUCCAGACCCAUCUCACGUGCAAGGAUACACAAAGACUCAAAGGGAUGGAGGAAGAUUUACUAACCAAAUGGAGAGCAAAAAAAAAAAGCAGGGUUUGCAAUUCUUGUCUUUGAUAAAAUAGACUUUAAAGCAACAAAGAUCAAAAGAGACAAAGAAGGACAUUACAUAAUGGUAAAAGGAUCAAUGCAACAAGAAGAGCUAAUGAUCCUAAAUAUAUACGUACCCAAUACAGGAGCACCCAGAUACAUAAGGCAAGUUCUUAAUGACUUACAAAGAGACUUAGCCUCUCAAAUAAUAGUAGUGGGAGACUUUAACACUACAUUGUCAAUAUUAGACAGAUCAACGAGACAGAAAAUUAACAAGGAUAUCCAGGACUUGAACUCAGACCUGGAAUAAGUAAACUUAAUUAACAGAACUCUCCACCCCAAAUCCACAAAACAUACAUUUAUCUCAGUAUCACAUCACACCUAUUCUAAAAGUGACCAUAAAAUUGGAAAUAAAUCACUCCUCAGCAAUUGCAUAGCAUUUCACAGGUUUAAAUGAAAUAUUGGUUGGCUGCUUGUUUGUUAUUUUCUUCCCUUAUUCCUUCCUGUCUCCAUUGUUAAGCACAUUUAUUGGCAUAAAAGAGGUUUUUAAUACCCAUUUUUAGACUGCAUUCUAGCCUGGGCAAUAGAGCAAGAUUCCUGUUCUCUCUCCCUCUUUCUCUUCCUCUUUCUCUCUUUUGUUCUUUUUCUUUCUUUCUCUUUUCUUCUUUUCUUUAUUUUUCUUCCUUUCUUUCUUUUUUCUCUUUCUUAAAUUAAAAAUAAAAAUACUCCACUAGACUCUAUUAACUUCCACUGUUUUUUGGGUGGGGUGGAGCAGGGAAGCUCAAAAACCAAAAAAAAAAAAAAAAAAAUGAGUUGCAAUUGUAUUAGUUUGGAUUAGUGAUUUCUCUAAUUUUCUCUUCCUCCCUCCCUCCCUCCCUCCCUCCCUCCCUCCCUCCCUCCCUCCCUCCUUCCUUCCUUCCUUCCUUCCUUCCCUUUCUUUCUUGGAAUUUCAUUCUUGUUACCCAGGCUGGAGUGCAAUGGUGCGAUCUUGGCUCACCGCAACCUCUGCCUCCUGGAUUCAGGCAAUUCUCCUGCCUCAGCCUCCUGAGUAGGUGGGAUUACAGGCACGUGCCAGCAUGCCCAGCUAAUUUUUUGUAUUUUUUUAGUAGAGACGGGGUUUCACCAUGUUGACCAGGAUGGUCUCGAUCUCUUGACCUCGUGAUCCACCCGCCUUGGCCUCCCAAAGUGCUGGGAUUACAGGCAUGAGCCACUGCGCCUGGCUCCAAUUUCUCUCUCUCUCUCUCUCUCUCUCGCUCUCUCUCGCUCUCUCGCUCUCGCCUCCCUGAGAUAUAAAAUAUCAAAUUUAGGCCAGUUGAUAACACUACUAUUAGGGUUAUUACUAUUUAGGCCCUUAAGUGUUCAAGUGAAACAAAAAAUUUAUGUCUCUCACUUUAAGUCAAAAGCUAGAAAUGAUUAAGCUUAGUGAAGAAGUUAGGUUUUCAAAAACUGAGAUAGGCUAAAAGUGAAGCCCCUGUGCCAAAUAGCCAAGUUGUGAAUGCAAAGGAAAAGUUCUUAAAGGAAAUUUAAAGUUUACUCCAGUGAACACAUGAGUGAAAAGAAAGUGGAACAGCCUUAUUGCUGAUGGGGAGAAAGUUUUAGUGGUCCAGACAGAAGAUCAAACCAGGUGUAACAUUCUAAGCCAAAUCCUAAUCCAGAGUAGGGCUCUAACUCAGAGAGAAUUCUCUGAAGGCUGAGAGAGGUAAGAAAGUUACAGAAAAGUUUGAAGCUAGCAGUGGUUGAUUCACGGGGUUUAAGGAAAGAAGACAUCUUCAUCACAUAAAAGUGCAAGGUGAAACAACAAGUGCUGAAGUAGAAGCUGCAGUAAGUUGUCUAGAAGAUCUAGCUAAGACCAUUGGUGAAGGUGGCUAAACAACAGAUUUUUAAUGUAGACAAAACAGCCUUCUAUUGAAAGAAGAUGCCUCCCAGCACUUUGGGAGGCUGAGGCAGGUGGAUCACGAGGUCAAGAGAUGGAGACCAUCCUGGUCAACAUGGUGAAACCCUGUCUCUACUAAAAAUAAAAAAAAUUAGCUGGGCAUGGUGACGCAUGCCUGUAAUCCCACCUACUCAGGAGGCUGAGACAGGAGAAUUGCCUGAACCCAGGAGGCGGAGGUUGCAGUAAGCUGAGAUUGUGCCAUUGCACUCUAGCUUGGGUAACAAGAGCAAAACUCCAUCUCAAAAAAAAAAAAAAAAAGAAGAUGCCAUCUAGGACUUUUAUAGUUAGAGAGGAGAAAUCAGUGACCAGCUUUAAUGCUUGACAGGCUGACUCUCUUGUUAGGGACCAGUGCAGCUAGAGACUUAAGUUGAAAAUGCUAAUUUGCCAUUUUCUAAAUGGUAAGAAUUUACACAUUUAGAGUUAUGCUAUAUCUACUUUGCCUAUAUACUGUUAAUGGAACAACAAAGUCUGGAUGACAGCACGCCUGUUUAUAACAUGGUUUCUUGAAUAUUUUAAGCUCACUGUUGAGACCUACUGCUCAGAAAAAAAAAUCCUUUCAAAAUAUUGCUGCUUAUUGACAAUGUGCCUAGUCACCCAAGAGCUCUGAUGGAGAUGUACAAGGAAAUUAAUGUUUUUUUUCAUGACUACAACACAGGAUCCAUUCUGCAGCCCAUGGAUCAAGGAGUAAUUUUGAUUUUUCAAGUCUUAUUACUCAAGAAACACAUUUUGUAAGGCUAUAGCUGCCAUAGAUAGUGAUUCCUCUGAUGGAUUUAGGAAAAGUAAAUUGAAAAUUUUCUGAAAAGGAUUCACAAUUCUAGAUGGAUGCCAUUAAGGACAUUCAUGAUUCAUGGGAGGAGAUCAUAAUAUCAACAUUAAUGAGAAGCUGAUUCCAGUCCUCCUGAAUGAUGUUGAGAGGUUUAAGACUUCAAUGGAGGAAACCACUGCAGAUGUGGUAGAGAUAACCAGAGAACUAGAAUUAGAACUGAAGCCUGAAGAUGUGACUGAAUUGCUGCAACAUUAUGAUAAAACUUUAACAGAUGAGGAAUUACUUCUUUUGUAUGAGAGAUAAAAUGGUCUUCUGAGAUGAAAUCUACUGAAAAUACCAUGAAUAUUGUUGAAACGAUAACAAAAGAUUUAAGAUAUUACAUAAACUUAGUUAAUAAAGCAAAGCAAUGGCAGGGUUUGAGAGAGUUGACUCCAGUUUUGAAAGAAGGUCUGCUAUGGGUAAAAUGCUAUCAAACAGCCUGGCAUGCUACAGAGAUAUCUUUUUGUAGAAGGAAGAGUCAAUUGAUGCAACCAACUUCAUGGUUGAAAUUUCAUUUUAAGAAAUUGCUGGCUGGGUGCAGGUGGCUCUUGCUUGUAAUCCCUGUGUUUUGGGAGGCUGAGACAGGCAGAUCACUUGAGGUCAGGAGUUGGAGACCAGCCUGGCCAACAUGGUGAAACUUUGUCUUUAUUAAAAAUACAAUAAAAAUUACUUGGGCCUGGUGGUAGGUGCCUGUAAUCCCAGCUACUUGGGAGACUGAGGCACGAGAAUUGCUUGAAUCCAGGAGGCGGAUGUUGCAGUGAGCCAAGAUCACUCCAGUGUAAUGCAGCCUGAGUGAUAGAGCAAGACUCAGUCUAAAAAAAAGAAAUUGCCACAGACUCCCCAACCACCCACCCUGAUCAGUCAGCAGCCAUCAACAUCAAGGCAACACCUUUCACCAGCAAAAAGAUUACAAUUUGCUGAAGGCUCAUAUAAUCAAUAACACUUUUUAGCAAUAAAGUAGUUUUAAAUUAUGUACAUUUUAAAAACAAUACUAAAAGUGAAAAAAAAAAUAAAAAACAUAAUGCUAUUGCCCGCUUAAUAGACUACUAUAUAAUACAAAUAACUUAUAUGCACUGGGAAACCAGAAAAUUUACAUGACUCACUUUAUUGUACAAUUUGCUUUAUUCUGGUGGUCUGGAACCAAAUCUGCCAUAUCUACAAGGUAUACCUGCACCCAAAUAUUACAAUAAUUAUGGCACUUUUCCUUGGAAAGGUUUCCUUGGCAAAGAUUUGCUUCUGGAAGUAGACAUGAGAAGGGUUGCCUGUUGUGAGUUACUGUGAAGUGGGGAGAUGGUUGUUGGAAAUCUGAGGGAAAAUGAAUGGCUCAUGACACAUAGUAAACUGAGGUAGCUGGGAGUGGAUAUUUUUAAAAACAGUAUUGAGAUAUAAUUUACAUACACAUCACCUAUUUAAAAUAUACAUUUCAGUGGUUUUUUCCAACCA